Stylonychia lemnae is the source of this 285-nucleotide messenger RNA. NCBI's taxonomy places the organism in Eukaryota, Ciliophora, Spirotrichea, Sporadotrichida, Oxytrichidae. The record is from the annotation of a GenBank genome assembly.
AUGGGAGCAUUCGAUAAAGUUUUUGGUUUAGCAUUAAUUCUUGCUGGAGUUACUAUUGCAGUGUACUAUACUCUAUGGGUAAUUCACAGUAUCCCAUGCGUUUGCAAGCAUUUUGGAGAUUUACCUGUGUUUUUAGAUCCAGUUUGGUUAUUUAUACUUCCAUCUAUGGCUUUAAUUGGCGGAGUUUCUUUCAUCUGGUUCUUCAUUUCAAGCACAAACAAGAAAAUUGCGCUAGCUAAAGCACAAGCAGCUGCUAAAGUAGCUCAAGAAAAGAAAGGAAUGUGA